Messenger RNA from Osmerus eperlanus (European smelt), 2121 nucleotides. It is a transcript of the gene hmgcl, whose product is annotated as 3-hydroxy-3-methylglutaryl-CoA lyase. Lineage: Eukaryota; Metazoa; Chordata; Actinopteri; Osmeriformes; Osmeridae. The transcript is spliced from 9 exons. Gene Ontology annotation, molecular function: hydroxymethylglutaryl-CoA lyase activity. The record is from RefSeq and is a predicted model, not a curated record. The coding region runs from base 536 to 1279 and encodes 247 amino acids. Gene Ontology annotation, biological process: ketone body biosynthetic process; L-leucine catabolic process.
UUAACGUCUUUCUCGCUAUAUCGGGCGACUUUUCAAACCCUCCUAGCGACUUUUAUUGUCAAAAGCGACUAGCGACAAAUCUAGCGACUUUUUCCGGUGUUGUUGGAGACUGGUGUUUUGGAGACUGACGUAAAAUCACGUAUCGUUUUGCAGUACUGUCCUCAACGAGGAGCGUGUGCUGCCGUGAGCUCCUCUACCGUCCCAAAGCACUCACAGAACGGAAUUUACGUCAGUGGUUAGGCUGAACCAACAUGGCGGCUGUCAUGAGAAUUGUCAAUAGAAGUGUUUUCAAUUGUAGAAUGGGUCAUCAAUGCUUAGCUUUGAGUACCACUACUUCGGUAGCAGUGGCAAAAUCAGUUGGUGUGACUGCAGAGAAAGCUCUCCCAGAGAGAGUAAAAAUAGUUGAGGUUGGACCCAGAGAUGGUCUUCAAAAUGAAAAGACCAUAGUUCCUGCUGAAGUAAAGAUUCGCCUCAUUGACAUGUUGUCAGAUUCAGGACUCUCUGUCAUUGAAGCCACAAGCUUCGUCUCCCCAAAAUGGGUUCCACAGGUGAAAUGGCAGACCAGGUGGAGGUGAUGAAAGGCAUCAACAGGAAACCAGGUGUGUCCUAUCCUGUACUGACCCCCAAUCUCAAGGGCUUCCAAGCCGCUGUAAAGGCAGGGGCAGGAGAGGUGGCCAUAUUUGGCGCUGCAUCUGAGUUGUUCAGCAAGAAAAACAUCAAUUGCUCUGUGGAGGAGAGCCUGCAACGUUUUGAGGAGGUCACCAAGGCAGCCAAGGAAGCCGGUGUGCCAGUCCGGGGGUAUGUGUCGUGUGUGCUGGGGUGUCCAUAUGAGGGGAAUGUGGCACCAGAGAAAGUAGCACAGGUAGCCAAGCGUCUGUACUCCAUGGGUUGCUAUGAGAUCUCUCUGGGUGACACCAUUGGUGUAGGCACACCUGGGGGCAUGAUUGAGAUGCUGGAGGCGGUGGUCCAGGAGGUGCCUGUCGGCGCCUUGGCGGUGCACUGCCACGACACCUACGGCCAGGCCCUGGCCAACAUCCUCAUUGCUCUGCAGAUGGGCAUCAGUGUGGUGGACUCCUCAGUGGCUGGUCUAGGUGGGUGCCCGUAUGCACAGGGGGCGUCCGGGAAUGUGGCUACCGAGGACGUGGUCUAUAUGCUUCAUGGACUUGGUAUUCAUACAGGAGUGGACCUUCCCAAGCUUAUGGAUGCUGGAGCUUUCAUAUGUCGUUCCCUGAACAGAAAGACCAGCUCCAAAGUGGCACAGGCCACCUGCAAACUCUGAACGUGGACUCUCAAAGCCCUUUCAAAAGGAUACAUCAACGCGUACGUCAAGUAAAGAUCAUGGCAAACAAAAGAACACAUGGGCCACCUUUCAUGACUUUAAUCUGAAAAUUACAUUAUACUUAAAUCUAUCUGAAAUUACCGCUACAAAAAUAUCUGUAUAGACAUUGCUGAUCACUGGUGCCUUAUCAUUGUGGUUAUGUCUUUCAUGUUUGUGGUGCAUUUUUUGCUCCAAUUCCUGUGUACUAUGUGGUCAUUACAUUACUUUACGGCCUAUGCAGACUUAACAAAGAUGGAAGAUUUUAAGUCUGUCUUUUUUUUGCUGUGACUUGCUGUGCCUGUAAACCAGUCUCAAGUCCUACAGUAUACGGACACUUCUGGGGAUUGGAAGCAUGCCUUUCCUCUGACACUUGAUAAAGAGUAUAGUAAUUAUUGUCUGGAAAUGUUAUCACAACUGGGAGACGUUAAGUCAAAGAGAUGGCGUUUGACUAAAUGGGUAAUUUUGGUUAAUGUACUACUGUACGUCUGGGUAACGAUGUUGGCCAAACAAAAUGUUCAUGGCAGUGUUCACCUUUGUCAACUUUCAUUGGGCAUUGGGUGUAGAACCAUUUUUUCAUUUUUCAUGAUUUUCUUCUUGGUUUUACUGUUUGUAAUAAGUAAUGUGUAAAUAUUUAUUGUAAAAGGUUGCACUUUCCAUUGAGUUUAUUAGACAUGUAACCUUGAAGUGAAGAAAUAACUUUGCUUUACCUUAGAAAUACAUAACUGUUUGUUGAAGUUUUCUUUGUUUAUUCAAACAGUUACGAUUCUUCCCAGCUGCAAAUGAAUCAUACUGGUAAAAGGUUA